UAAAAUAAAACAUUUUCGGCUUUGCCCAAAAUCCUAAAUGCCGACUUGCGUUGUGACAUUCCGAUUAGUAGAGAACUUGAAGAGGAAUUUUCAUAUUUAUUAAAUUUGUAUGUACGUACAUAUCUAUAAUAGAUGGAGUGUUUUGAACGUAAUUCAAUCAAUUGCGUCUGAGCAAGAGCAACGAUAUGGAUGCAGCAGUUGUGGAUAUUUUACAUAAGGCUGGUAGCCAAGACCCAAAUGUACUCAAGCUAGCUGAGCAGACUCUGAAAGAGUGGGAAACGCAACGUGGAUUUUACACAGCAUUAUUCAAUGUUUUUUCGAAUCAUUCCUUGGACAUUAAUGUAAGGUGGAUUGCUAUAUUGUAUUUCAAGAAUGGCGUUGACCGAUACUGGAGGAGAAAUGCGCCAAAUGAAAUAGCUGCAGAUGAGAAAGAGUUCCUUCGACAACAUUUGAUUGCUGAUUUUAACGAGCCUGUCAAUCAAUUGGCUGUACAGCUGGCAGUCUUAAUAGCGAAAAUAGCUAGGUAUGACUGUCCCAGAGAGUGGGGCACAUUGGUACCAACUCUUUUAGAAGGAGUAAGGGGAGAGAAUCCAUUGACACAGCAUAGAGCGCUGUUGACACUUCAUCACGUUGUCAAAACUUUAGCAUCCAUAAGAUUAGUUGCAGACCGAAGGUUGUUCCAGGAAUUAACAGCGAACGUGUUUAAUUUCAUUUUAAAUUUAUGGAACACUUAUACCGAGUCAUUUCUCGUAUUAGCAUCAAACUCAGCUAGCCCAAAUCAAAUUCAAGAGGCAUUAGAAAAAGCUUUGCUUUUGUUGAGAAUCCUCAGAAAAUUGGUUGUCAGUCCAUUUAACAAACCGUCCGAAUCUCAAGAUGCUAUGAUGUUUCUAAAGGUUGUUUUUGAUCGAGCACGGAAUAGCUUGGAGUGUAGGAAAACUUUAAUUUCACGUGGAAUACAAUUGGAUGUGUGCGAUAAAUUUAUAAUUCACCUCACGAAAGUUCUGAUAGGAGUCCUGGAAAUACAUCCGUUCUCCUAUGUCGAACUCAUACCAACGUCAUUAGAGUUUUCUGUUUUUUAUUGUUUCACUGAAACUGGUCAAGAAUUGGCAUUCGAAAGGUUUGUCAUACAGUGCUUGAACCUCAUGAAGGGAAUAUUGCUAUGCAGUGACUACAGGCCUGCGAAAAUUAUACAAGAAACAAAAAAUCCUCUUACUCUGAGGGCGUAUCAAUUACGACAAGAAUUUUUCACAGUCGAGACGCUGACUGAAAUUUGCUCAAGAUUGGUCACACAUUACUUCGUUUUAACUCCAGCUGAUUUAGAACAAUGGGAUUCCGAUCCUGAAAACUUUGUUGUUGAUGACGGCGGAGAGGCAUGGAAAUACAGUUUGAGGCCAUGUACAGAAUCGGUGUUUUUGGCUGUUUUCCAUCAAUUCAGGGAUGUUCUUGCCUCCGUCCUAGUGGAACUAAUGCAGAGUCACCAUCAGCCUGUAGAUCCUAAUAAUUUACAUGCCAUUCUUCUGAAAGAUGCCGUUUAUAAUGCUGUUGGUCUGGCAGCAUUUGACUUAUAUGACGAGGUGAACUUUGAUCAGUGGUUUUCAACUACUCUGAAACAAGAACUGAAAGUUGUAAGCAACAAUUAUAGGAUAAUUAGAAGACGCGUAUGUUGGCUCAUUGGACAAUGGACUGGUGUAAAACUGAGUCCAGAGCUGAGACCUGAAUUGUACAAAUUGAUGGUAGAAUCGCUGAACCCUGAAGAAGACCUUGGAGUAAGAUUAGCAGCAAGCGAUGCCUUGAAAUUGGCGAUUGAUGACUUCCAAUUUCACACUGACGAAUUUUCACCUUACCUAGAGCCUGCAUUUUCGUUACUAUUUGCUUUGCUGAAGGAGGUCCAUGAGUGUGAUACAAAAAUGCAUGUUUUAUAUGUAUUAUCAUUCAUGAUCGAGAGAGUGGGCUGUGGAAUAAGACCACAUGUAGGGGCGUUGAGUGUCUACAUACCAGCUCUGUGGCAACAAUCAGAGGAGCACAACAUGCUCAGGUGUGCAAUAGUAUCCACCCUGGUACAUCUCGAGAAGGCUCUUGGAUCUGAAAGUGUUGCAUUGCAGCCAAUGGUUGUGGGUGUAGUGGCGAUGAGUUGUGACCUAACACAAGAUGGUCACGUUUAUUUACUGGAGGAUGGACUAGAGCUGUGGUUAGCACUCCUUGAGAAUGCCCCUGCAUCUACCCCUGCGAUAAUGGAGCUCUUCAGAAACAUGCCUGCCCUAUUAGAAAGAUCCGCGGAAUACCUAAGGCUAUGCUUGUAUAUAGUACAGGCGUAUGUAUUGCUGAGUCCUCAAGAAUUUCUGGGUGACAGAGGAGCUGUGGUGGUAGCUACCUUGGGCUCAAUUAUUGGGGAUUUACGAUCAGAAGGAAUAGUAAUGGCGAUGCGACUAGUCGAAACGUGUUUAAGAGCCUUGUCCCAUCAGGGGGCACAGCUCAUCAAGCCUCUAUUAACAAAAAUAUUCGAGAGUGUCUACAAAGGCGAGGAGUACCCAAUGGUUAUGUCAAUGUAUUUAUCAAUAGUUGCUCGCGUUUUGUUAGUAUCCAGGGAUAUUUUUGUUCAGGUGAUAGGAGAGUUAUCUAGACAAGUAGGUGGCGGUGAAUGGAGUGAAGAGGCAGUUCUUGGUAGAAUGGUUUCAAUUUGGGUGAACCGAAUGCCUCUUGUUUCGCAAUUAGAAAGACGUAAAUUAUUGGCACUUGGUCUUUGCUCGUUGCUCGGCGCUGACAGUCCGCCCUGCGUUCUUCAACAUUUUCCACGCAUGGUAUCAAAUAUUGUUGAAGCCUUGAACGAUAUUACAAAGAUCGACGACAUGGGCUGUCCCAUCGAUUCUCUGAUGAUCAGCGAUCAACCAAGUCCCUCUCAAUACGAAGAUGUAGAUUAUGAGACGGAACAUGAACAACGAAGAAGAAGACUAGCGUUUGGAGAUCCGGUACACAGUGUCUCUUUGCAAGACACGCUUCAAGCCCAACUCAUCGCGCUUCGAAGAUUUGUAGGAGAGAGCCAGUUCGAUCAAAUGAUGCUCACUCUAAAUUCUGAUACUGAUCAACAGCUCAAGGAGUAUAUAUCACUAUCGAGUUGAGCUGCACUGACUAAAGUGUAUGGUGAAUUGACUUCAAUUGGAUGCUACAUAACGUGUAAAAAGCUUAACGACGCACUAUCGUAAAAUGGCACUAUUUUAUUGUAUGAUAUUCUUUGUUUUGCUGUACUAUUAAUAAUGUUGAUAAUAAAAAAGACCUAUACGUCA
Diprion similis is the source of this 3281-nucleotide messenger RNA. RefSeq names its product importin-11 (gene Impbeta11). Gene Ontology annotation, cellular component: nuclear envelope; cytosol. The coding region runs from base 186 to 3116 and encodes 976 amino acids. The record is from RefSeq and is a predicted model, not a curated record. Gene Ontology annotation, biological process: protein import into nucleus. The transcript has 18 exons. Gene Ontology annotation, molecular function: small GTPase binding. Lineage: Eukaryota; Metazoa; Arthropoda; Insecta; Hymenoptera; Diprionidae.